AUGCCUGACACAGAUGAAUACGACGCAUUCUACUCCCCUAUCGACCACCAGGACUUAGUAGACAUCGAAGUUGCAGCAAUAUCCGCUCACACCCUUCGUGAAACCACUCCCUCAACUCCUACGCCUCAAUCGAGCCAAGAGUCACAGCUCGAGCAGUCUUUGCCUGACGAGUUCGACUCGUAUGACUUUUCCGAAUUCACAGCGGAAGACUUUGAGCACAUCGACGCGCUUGUUCGCGAACAUACACCCGACAUAUCACCCCCGCCCGUUACUCCGGUACAGGCUCAGCAACCGAGAGAGCCAAGAAGAAGCAAUAGCCGCGGCAGUGGAAGAGCCGGCCGAAACGGAGGUCCUCGUGUUGAAAUUGGCAUUGAGGAGCCCAACAGCGCUAAUACUCGCCGCCUGUUCAAGGGAUCGAGUCGGCGUGCACCUUUCCAGGAAUUCCGCAAGUGGAAUGGCGGCAUAUUGUCUGUAACAGACCUUGUCGGCCCCUCGUGGUGUGAGGUUCAGUUCGACUACGGCCUACGCCAGAAGCGGUACAAGAAGCUUGAAGAUCGUCCCACCUCUUUUGUGACUGCAGAAGGAAAGACCAUAAGCGUCGUUCAGAAUGUGGCAGCCCAGAACGAUCGCACUGUAUCACGCGGAAAGUCUGUGCAUAAAGUCUUGGAACGGGAAGUGCAACCCGACGUUGUUGCUGUGCAAGUAACCACACCGGAGGAACGGUGGGGUCUGAGAUUGGUCAAUAUGCUUUCUUCAUUACACACCCUUAUGACGCAUGGGUACUGCAGAGAAAUGCCGGUCUUUGGUGUAGUGCAGGACCAGGUCGUCACCGGGAUUAUAGACGAGAUUGCACGUAAACCAAUGCCACUCACAACGCAAGAAACCCACAACCAGGGGGUAGGAACGAGUAGUCCUAAUAAACGCGGGCCUCCCUCUACUCCCUCCAAACAUGCAACAAAGAGGUCGAAGCACGAUGCAGUCCAAGACCAGGCCCAAAUAACCAACUUCUUUUCCCCGGGGAAGCGCGCCAGUAUACCUCCUCCGGCAACAGAGCCCACAGAGUACUCCCUCCAUUUGUCAGACACAAAGACACGCACACGCCCGGCUCUGCCGCCAGACGAAGACACGCUCGCGUCCCGCGUCCAGCUCAUGCUCUACCACCGGCUUCUCAGCAACCUUCUCGCCCCCAGCGCACCCUUUGUCCAGGCACCGACACCGCUCGACUUCGCGGCGUUAUGGACCCGCGUCGGAGUCGAUCCUGCGCGCCGGUUCUCCGAUGGCUUCCUUACCCAAGCCGGACUCGCUCCAGAAGCUGUCACACAGGACACUCCUACUGAAGCUACGGAUACCGCUACACAGUCUAGUGCGGACAGUCUCAGCUGCCUGAACGACCUCACCGUAGCCUGGGCGCACGCCGUCGAGGCGCUCAACGUGGUCACGGUCCAUAACACACUCACGCUCGUGUACCGUAGCCAGCCCACAAGGAAACGCAGCAAGGACAAAGAACGGGCCAAACCAGCACCAUCGGGCACGGAGCUCUCGUCGCAAGAAGCACAGGACCUCGCUGCGGCGAUUCAGGCUAGCGUGAACGAUGUGCAGGGCGUCGCGGGCACGGACGGCGACGACGACCUCGCGCGCGCGAUCCUCGAGAGCCUGAAGGACUCGGUGCGCUCUGGGGCGGCGACGGAGGGCGAUUUGGGCGUGCUGACGCACCCGUUCGGCCUCCCGAUAUCCGAGGUGCCCGGGAUGACGACGUUGGAGGGGGAGGCGCAGGUGGCAGCAGUGCCGGACGCACUCGAGGACGAUCCGGAGCUGGCAUGGGCGAUUCAACAGUCACUCUUGCCCCGGAUCGAGAAUGUUGCUGCACUACAGGAGGCCGCCGUAGGCCCAGACGCGUCCGCGGUGGCGGCCGGCGACUCGACGGAGGCCGUUGGAGAGAAGAAUAGGAGUGCGCAGGGUAGAGUGAGCGAGAACGUAGGGGGCGGGACGAAGACCGCGCCCGCAUCGCCUGCACGCUCGGACGAUCUUGUGGAGGCGAACGAGACGAUGACGGUCGCCGAGCUGGACGUCGAGGCACGGAUCAUCGGGACGAAGGCGUUUGAGCUCGACGACACGCUGCUCGACGGAUAUCUCGCGCGCGUCCUCGCUUGGUGGUACGGGCGACGGGCACCCGAGGGCGUAAGCGUGGAGCUCACCAGGCGUUGCAUGACAUGCGAGUAUAGGGAGGGCUGCGAGUGGAGGGAGAAGAAGGCGCAGGAGGCGGCGGAGAGGUAUCGUGCCAGCAAUUCGCAAUCCGGUAGGUGA
This is a messenger RNA of Trametes versicolor FP-101664 SS1, 2304 nucleotides long. RefSeq lists its product as uncharacterized. Gene Ontology annotation, biological process: interstrand cross-link repair. Gene Ontology annotation, cellular component: nucleus; mitochondrion. NCBI's taxonomy places the organism in Eukaryota, Fungi, Basidiomycota, Agaricomycetes, Polyporales, Polyporaceae. The coding region runs from base 1 to 2304 and encodes 767 amino acids. Gene Ontology annotation, molecular function: single-stranded DNA 5'-3' DNA exonuclease activity. The transcript has 7 exons. The record is from RefSeq and is a predicted model, not a curated record.